AUGGUGACUAAGUUCUCUUACACAGCACUUCUCUGGUUGCUUCAUUUAGUUCUCGCUCAGGAUCCGGAAGCUAAUUUUGCAUGGGCUCCACUUGCAGCAGAACCACAAGAUGGGAAUCUGGAGGAACUUGUGAGCAUCAACAACGCGGAGGUCCUUGGAGGGAAGGCAUUUGAUUUUUUCGAACUGGAGCGGGUUGAUCAAGGGAUAGUACCCCAAGCUGCUAUAGACGAGGUUGAUGUCGUGAAUCACAACAGCGAGGAUGAUGGAUGGGAUGAUGUGCUGUUGAUGUCUUCGGUAGGAUUGUCAUUGGUGUUGUGGAUAGGAAACUUUAACCGCUGGAGUUAUGCCACUUGGCAGAACCGGUUAUUCUGCCAGUUCUGCUGGUUGUGCCAGUACAACUAA
Molecule: messenger RNA, 402 nt
Organism: Suillus clintonianus
Lineage: Eukaryota; Fungi; Basidiomycota; Agaricomycetes; Boletales; Suillaceae
Exons: 2
Coding region: 1-402 (133 amino acids)
Source: RefSeq, a predicted model, not a curated record